Loxodonta africana (African savanna elephant) is the source of this 1488-nucleotide messenger RNA. It is a transcript of the gene ANGPTL6, whose product is annotated as angiopoietin like 6. Lineage: Eukaryota; Metazoa; Chordata; Mammalia; Proboscidea; Elephantidae. The record is from RefSeq and is a predicted model, not a curated record. The transcript is spliced from 5 exons. The coding region runs from base 1 to 1410 and encodes 469 amino acids.
AUGUCGGCGGCCCGGUUGCACGCGCUGCAGCUGCUACUCCUGCUGGGCGCGACGUGGGCGCGGGCGGCCGCCCCGCGCUGCACCUACACUUUCGUGCUGCCCCAGCAGAAAUUCACUGGCGCCGUGUGCUGGAGCGGGCCUACCGCCCGGCGGCCGGCGCCCGAAGCCGUGAACGCCAGCGAGGUGGCAGCGCUGCGCACGCGCGUGGGCCGACACGAGGAGCUGCUGCGAGAGCUGCAACGGCUGGCAGCAGCCGACGGCGCCGUGGCCGGCGAGGUGCGCGCGCUGCGUAAGGAGAGCCGCGGCCUGAGCGCGCGCCUGGGCCAGCUGCGCGCGCAGUUGCAGCACGAUGUGGAUGCGGGUGCGGGUGCGGGCCCCGGUCCGGGGGCGGAGCCUGCCGCGGCUCUGGCGCUCCUCGGCGAGCGCGUGCUCAACGCGUCGGCCGAGGCGCAGCGCGCUGCUGCGCGCUUCCACCAAUUGGACGUCAAAUUCCGCGAGCUAGCGCAGCUGGUUAGCCAGCAGAGCGGCCUAAUCGCCCGCCUGGAGCGCCUGUGCCCGGGAGGCGUAGGCGGGCAGCAGCAGGUCCUGCCGCCGCCCCUGGUGCCUGUGGUUCCGAUCAGUCUGGUGGGUUCCACCAGUGACAGCAGCAGGAGGUUUGACCCAGCCCCAGAGCCCCAGAAAGACCAGACACUGAGACAGAAGGGGCCAUUGGCCUCUCCCACGCCCACAGGGGAUCCUGCAGCCUCCACCAAACCAGCAGGCCCGUGGCGGGACUGUGCAGAGGCCUACCAGGCAGGCCACAGGCAGAAUGGAGUGUAUGAGCUGCGGUUGGGCCGGUAUGUAGUGUCGGCCUGGUGUGAGCAACAGCUGGAGGGUGGAGGCUGGACUGUGAUCCAGCGGCGGCAAGAUGGCUCUGUCAACUUCUUCACUACCUGGCAGCAUUACAAGGUGGGUUUCGGGCGGCCUGACGGUGAAUAUUGGCUGGGCCUGGAACCUGUGCACCAGCUGACCAGCCGCGGGGACCAUGAGCUGCUGGUGCUUCUGGAGGAUUGGGGGGGCCGUGGGGCACGUGCCCACUAUGAUGGCUUCUCCUUGGAGCCCGAGAGCGACCAUUACCGCUUGCGGCUUGGCCAGUACCACGGUGAUGCUGGAGAUUCUCUCUCCUGGCAUAAUGACAAGCCCUUCAGCACUGUUGAUAGGGACCGAGACUCCUAUUCCGGUAACUGUGCCCUGUACCAGCGGGGAGGCUGGUGGUACCACGCCUGUGCCCACUCCAACCUCAACGGUGUGUGGCACCGUGGCGGCCACUACCGCAGCCGUUACCAGGAUGGCGUCUACUGGGCUGAGUUUCGUGGUGGGGCGUACUCUCUCAAGAAGGCUGCCAUGCUGAUCCGGCCCCUGAGGCUGUGACCAUCUGUCCGUCUGUCCCCCAGGGUGUUUAUCAGUAGGAUCCCAAGUUGUUCUGGGCACACCUCUUUUGUGACCGAG